AUGUCAUCCUACGAAGACAAUAUCGAAGGCACAAUAAUGUCCCCUGCUACCCUCGGCGACUUCAAUAACGACACUUCUGUCCAGAUUUCUCAAAUCAUCCAUAUGCUUCGCCAGGUGCAGGAAGCCCAGAAGAACAUGAUGAAGCGUGUGAAGAAGGUGGAGAGGGCGCUCGCAAAGGUCAAAGACGACCUCAAGUCGACGACAUCUCGCGACAAUUCGAGGGCCAAGAAGCGAAAGCGUAACGACGAUGGAGACAUGUACGACCUGGUUCUGGAACACUAUGAGGCGGACGUUGCAGCUACUUGGGCGUAG
Molecule: messenger RNA, 312 nt
Organism: Coniosporium apollinis CBS 100218
Lineage: Eukaryota; Fungi; Ascomycota; Dothideomycetes
Exons: 2
Coding region: 1-312 (103 amino acids)
Source: RefSeq, a predicted model, not a curated record